Messenger RNA from Leguminivora glycinivorella, 807 nucleotides. RefSeq lists its product as uncharacterized. The coding region runs from base 1 to 807 and encodes 268 amino acids. Lineage: Eukaryota; Metazoa; Arthropoda; Insecta; Lepidoptera; Tortricidae. The record is from RefSeq and is a predicted model, not a curated record. The transcript has a single exon.
AUGGCUACCGAAAUAAAAUGCAAAGAAUUAAUAAAGAAACGCGCUUCAAUUAAGGCGAAACUUACACAGUUUAUUGCUUAUUUAAAUACUGCUAAAACUUGCGAACGACUUAGUGAUUCGCAGUUAGUGGAAUUAGACAUGCGCAUUAAAAAAUUAGAUGAUUCGUACAAUUCUUUUGAUAAUUACCAGAGCGAAUUGGAGAUGCUGGUUGAGGAUCCUGCUGAGCAGUAUGCUGAGCGCGAGCUGUUCGAGCGGUCUUACUACAAAGAGAUUGCCGCCGCUCGGGAGCUGGUGGACAGGCAUCGCAGCCAACACGCCAAGGAGGUUCAAUCCGAGGUAGGCUCCAAUGAAUGCCCAACGGUAGUGUCUAAUAAACACGGUAAUGUAAGGUUGCCAAAAAUCAAUUUACCACAUUUCAGCGGCGGCUAUCAGAAUUGGCUGGAGUUUAAAGACAUUUAUGUUUCCUUAAUUCAUACUGAGACAAGUAUCGACAACAUAAACAAGUUUCACUACCUGCGCGCCUCUCUUCAUGGAAGCGCGGCCUUGGUGAUUAGGAGUUUAGACUUUAAGGGCGAUAACUACGAUGCCGCUUGGAAGCUCCUUUGUGAACGAUACGACAAUAAACAGUUGCUUGUCAACAAUCACGUCCAGGCACUGUUUAAUGUUGAGCAAGUGCAUAAAGAGUCCAGCGUGGCGUUGCGACAGAUUGUUGACAACACAAAAAAGAAUUUAAAUGCUUUAGCGACUCUUGACCAGCCAGUACAACACUGGGAUACAUUAAUUAUCCACAUCAUGGCAGCAAAUUAG